AUGAGGAGCACAGGUCAGCAGGUCGCGAAAAAGGAAGGCAAGUACACGUUCUUCCUCAGUUCAGACGAUGGAUCUCUUAUGUGGCUGAACGGGGAGAAAGUUGUCGACAACGGUGGCUGCCAUGGAGAAACUGAGCAGGGCAGCGACAAGUUCCCGUUGCCAGGCGCCCACGACUUGACCGUUCACAUGUGCGAGAGGUGGGGCGGCAACGUCUUGAAGAUGCGCUACCAGGGACCGGACACUGGCAACUCCAAGAUCACAGUCCUCGAACAAGCGCUCCAACGCGUAGUUGCCGCCGAGGACAAGUUGCCAUCAAACCGCCUUCCGCUCCAUACAUCUCACUCGGACGCGCUGGCGCUCACAUACUGCCCGGAAUUCCAAGUCAAUGGCGCCGAUCUGGGCCGCAUGGCCAAGGCAUGCAACAGCGCCGAUACCGGGAAGGUGCAGAAAGCGCUCGCUAACAAGAUGUUUACCACCUGCAGGGACUGGUGCCUCUAUGACUUCAACCAACCGGUGUCGUACCGCUGGCAGCCAGUGGGCAGCUGCUGGGAAGUCUCAGCCGUGUGCGAUCGGUACCCGACGGAACAAGCGAGCGCUGUCGCCCACAAGCACACGAUCUGCGAGGCGUGA
Symbiodinium sp. CCMP2456 is the source of this 630-nucleotide messenger RNA. NCBI's taxonomy places the organism in Eukaryota, Dinophyceae, Suessiales, Symbiodiniaceae. The record is from the annotation of a GenBank genome assembly.